AACGCACCUAACGCAGCAAGUGAGCCUAUGCCCGCCAUUCUCAUUUCUCACCCAUUUCUACCAAAUUCCUUCGGCGUGCUUUCCCGCGAACUAGGGAGAGUGGAGAGACCGGUAGACCACCAUGAAGGCUCUGCUGAGUCCACAACCUUCGUUCUCAUCCAUCUCUCCAAUCCACAUCAACAGGCCUCGGAAUCUUACGUAUUCGCCGAUCAAAACCUCUCUUCGAUUUUCCUCAAAUGACUAUGACCGUCGAAUUGGAAGAAAGCCUUGUUUGGCCGUGGAAGCCACACUGGACUCAGCCACGAUCGACCAAUUAGGGCUUCCAGAGUCCGAUAUUCGGAACCCAGCGGUUUCAUCUUCGUAUCGUAGUCCCAAGUCGCCGAAGCCGAAUCAGACGGUGCUCGAUGCCCAAGCUAGGGUUUGCACGGGGCCCACCCAGACCAGGCCGCUCAGUGAGGACCAGGCUUUCAAGGUCUUGGAUACCAUCUUAAGAUCAGCUAAGGGAGAACUCAAAGAUGAAGAAGAAGUUUCCAAAGCCCAGCUUGGGGCCUUUUUCGCGGGGAUGACGAUCCGUGCGAAUGCCUUUCCCGAAGCGACCCAAUGGAGUGAGGGGGAAAGGCGUGCAAUGAACUCGUUCUGGCCGCUCCUGGCUCGAGCACUUCCGCCGGAUGUAAUCUUCAUUGCCGAUCCCGAAGGCUCUAUAAUGGGAGUAGGGAGUUCUAUCGGGCCCCAAUACGUCGGCAAUAGCUCCAGCGAAAUGAGAUUGGUUGGUGCCCUAAGGGAAGUUCUGGCCGGAGGCCAUCUUGGAUAUGAGGAGGUCCAAGGUGUUUUAAGAGAUGUUCUUCCGCUGAAAGUAGACGAUGAGGAGAAAUCUGGAGUAAGUGAGUCAUUGCUUUCGGCCUUUUUAAUAGGUCAACGUAUGAACAGGGAAACCGAUCGUGAAUUAAAGGCAUACUGCCUUGCGUUUGAUGAUGAACUCGGUCCUGCUCCUGUGGCCGAUAUUAAAUCAUUGACUCAUUAUGGUGAACCUUAUGAUGGAAACACACGUUACUUCAGGAGCACAUUGUUUGUUGCUGCAGUUAGAUCCUGUUAUGGUGAAUCUUGCUUGCUUCAUGGUGUCGAAUGGAUGCCACCAAAGGGGGGCAUCACUGAAGAACAAAUGCUGAAAUUUAUGGGAGCAAAUACAAGCUUAUCCCCGUUGCAGGCAAAAGAUCUUCUCGAGGAUGAGGAAGUCGGUUUUGCUUACAUAACUCAACGUGAAGCUCGCCCAUCUUUAUAUUCAUUGGCUAGUUUGAGGGAGCAUAUAAAAAAGCGCCCCCCUGUGGCAACAACUGAAAAGGUUCAGCAAUUUGUUAAGGCUCGAGGGAGGGAAGCAAUGGUUGCUGGAUUUUAUCAUGAUGGUUAUGAGGAGCCACUGUUGAUGCUCAUGAAGAGAAGAGGUGUUGAUGCUGGCUUGGUGGUGAAGGGUGAGGAAGGGGCACUCUCAAUGACAACGAGAUUGCGGUCAGCACACAUUUCAAAAGGAUUUCCUGUGAACUACUGUUCGGGUUUCCGUUUGCUGAGCAUGGUGUCCGCUUGUGAAGUUGAUGGUGUGUCACGUCAGAAUUUCAAUCUAGAGGUUAACGCCAAGGACUAUGGUUUUGAGCCUACCAAUACUCCAAGAACUGAUAGAUCGGUCUCAAAGAAUAUUGAGUUGGGUUUAGCAGCUCUUCAUGGUGAAAAGGGACCUGCAUAUGAUCGGAUAGUGUUAAAUGCUGGAAUGGUGGAUCAUUUGCUGGGAUGUGAUGGUGCAGAGGACAUAUCCAUCGCGCUGGAUAGAGCGAGAGAGGCCAUUGACAGUGGCAAGGCUUUAAAAAGGCUCUUAAAUUACAUAAAGAUUUCUCACCAAGUGAGGUAAAUUAGGCACAAGUUGCGCUUGCUUUCAUUGAGAUCUGUUUUUGUAGGUUAGCAUUGUAAUUUUGUGUCUUUUACACGUCAAUGGACAAUACACUCUGAUAAAUAACGAAAGAGAAAGGGGGAUUAGAGGUCUUUGUUCGUUUUUCCCGCCAAUUUGUAAAAUUCGCUUAGCAGAUAACCUCAUUGUUUCAUCUUUUUCCCAUCAGAGCUCACAUGUUCUUGGUUAUUGUAGCAUAUUUUUUUACCCAAACAUUGUUGCUAACUAACGGUUGUUUAUCGUUUGGUAGCUUUGAAAGAGAUCAUAAGUUUCGGAUA
Molecule: messenger RNA, 2211 nt
Organism: Corylus avellana
Lineage: Eukaryota; Viridiplantae; Streptophyta; Magnoliopsida; Fagales; Betulaceae
Product: anthranilate phosphoribosyltransferase
Biological process (GO): GMP biosynthetic process
Cellular component (GO): cytosol
Molecular function (GO): GMP synthase activity
Source: RefSeq, a predicted model, not a curated record